CGCGCAGGCGCUCUCGGUUGGUAGUCACGUUUAUGAUGUUUGGUAGGGAGGUUCGGGAAGGGGAAACAAGAGCCUUGAGGGAGGGGGAAAUAGCGUGUUUUUUGCUGGAAAACUGGCUUUUGCGGGCGUUCCUUCAGUUCCUUCUUGCUGAAGGCGAGCUAGCUGUUCGUUUUCUUAAGGGCGAUGGCGAUGAGCAAAGGGUCCGUCCUUGAGGGAGCUUGUGAGGAGGUAGGAGGGCAGGAAGAAAAGGAAGAUCCCGCUGAAGCAGCCGCAGCCCUAGACGCCCCCGGUUGCUCCGGGACGGGUUCCCGCUUCGAGAGGGGAGGCCGUUCUGAAUCCAGCGGUGAGGGAAACGCAGACAUGGAAGAGGAGGAGGAAGAAGAAAACGACGACGAGGACGAAGACGAAGAGGAAGAGUUGGAAGACGAGGAGGAAGACGAAGCUCUGGAAGGGGCCCCCACGGACGCUUUCGGGCGCUUUGGGGUAGAGGAGGGCGAAAUGGAUACGGAUGAUGAGGAUGAGCGUAUGAUUAAACUAUCUGAGCUGACACCAUAUAUAAUGUGUUCUAUCUGCAAGGGAUAUUUUAUAGAUGCCACUACAAUUACAGAAUGCCUUCACACAUUCUGUAAAAGCUGCAUAGUAAGACAUUUUUACUACAGUAACAGAUGUCCAAAGUGCAAUAUUGUAGUACAUCAGACACAGCCUCUAUAUAACAUCAGGCUGGAUCGACAGUUGCAAGAUAUAGUGUAUAAGUUAGUUGUCAGCUUGGAGGAAAGAGAGAAAAAGCAAAUGCAUGAUUUCUACAGAGAGAGGGGUCUAGAAAUACCUAAACUUGCUGUGCCACAGCCAACUACUGCAGCUAGGGGGAGGCACCGCAAAAUUGUGGGCUCAGCAUUCCAUGUCCCUCCGGAACUUGAUACUUCACUACUCCUGGAGUUCAUUGGGGCUAAUGAUCUCUCUGGGAAUUUUAAGCCACUGGAAAAGAAAUUUGUACGUGUUUCGGGAGAUGCAACAGUUGGACAUGUGGAGAAAUUCCUCCGAAAAAAGAUGGAUCUUGAUCCUGGUUGUCAGGUAGACAUAAUAUGUGGUGAUCACUUACUAGAAGACUACCAGACACUAAGGGAAAUCAGACAGGCUCUCGGGGAAAGUGCAGUACAGGAUGGCUUACUUGUACUUCAUUACGGCUUGAUUCUUAGCAGAGAUUCUACAUUUUCAAGAAUUUCUUAAAUAGCAUUAGUCACAGAGCUCUGGCGAAGUAAACAAUCUUCAAUCCUGAACAGAUCCAGAGAAAGUCAUCUUAUUGGAAAGUAUUAAACAUAUACUGCUGUUUGCUCCACCUAGUAAGGUAGGAUAAAACAUAAAUUGGUGACGAAAAAGAUAUACUGGCUGAAAUCCUGUUGUAUUGCUAUGCAGAAGGCAUAACUUUCAGAGGUGAACAUUCGGAGAUUUCUCAAAUUAAAAAAUAUCUGUAAAUGGUAUCUGUUGCACUCUGAGUUACACAACUCAAUUUGCAACAGAUAAUGGUUAUGGAGAUUUCUUAACUUGAGGCAGUUCACCUCCAAUGGCUAUGCCUUUUGCAUAGCAGUGUAACACGAUUUCAGCCAUUAUGUCAGUGAGCAUAGCUGUGAAUACUUCAUUGCAGUUAUGUCAGCAGCACUUAGUAGCUCAGGGAAGAACAAACUUGUCAAGUUGACAAUGUCUAUUUCAAAUGUUAUUUGGGUCAUGGUGAUUUUAUAACUUGCCUUUGGGAUAUGAAUUUGAGACAAGUAUUUAUUUGAAAAGAAUCAAAUUGUGUGAUGUGUUCUCAGGGAUGAUUUCCAGUAUGCAGUGUCUUACUUGUAAAGUCAUGUGAUUUUCUUGAGGACAUUUGAUUGUACAGUAGUUGGUUUGGUUUAGAAAUAGUAGAGAAAAACUUUCAGAUGCAUCUCCUAAAUAGAGUGCAGGAUAAUUACCUUUUUAAAAAAUUGCAAGCAUUAUACCUCAUGUUUUAUGUGAGGAAGAGCAUUAAAUUAUGUAAUGUAUCAGAUUAAUAAAAAGGGAAUUUGAUGCAUGUCAGUUAUACAACAGACAAUGACUAUUCUUCACCCAAUAUGAAUAAUAUAUUUUACAGUUCCUGUAGAGCUAUUUCUUUGAAAGUAAUUAAGAACCUGAUUAUAUUCCAACGGGUGUCAGUGACCAGACUUUGCUCUAGCAACUUCAUUAGAUGGAAUACAAGGUUACGUACUUCUUUACCUAGCUUUUGUGACGCUUCCUCAAUAGUCUACUUCUCAUAUCCACUCAUUUCUGUUCCUGGCCUGCAGUCCUUCUCACAUUUGCCACCUUCUGCCUCCAUAUUAUAUUCCUUUCAUAUAUCUGUUCUAUUGUAUUCUGUAUGUCUCUGUAACUGCCGCUUUUGAUCCCUCAGCAGAAGAGACUUGGCUUGUGUCACAUAUAAACGAGCUUCAGGAAAUACCUUGUGUUCCCAACCAAUAGUAGCAAUAUGUAUGAACAACAUAUAACAACAUAUAACAAUAGAGUUUCAUUUUAAAUGUUGACCAAAAUCCUGUUGUAUGCAAUAAAUCCAUGUAAGGAAAGUGACCUCACUGGGAGUGGGAUUGCUGGUAAUUAAAGAGUUUUUGCUUUUGGAACUCACCAGCAAUUAGACUGAUCAGGGUGAGUUGUGGGUGGGUCAUGUGACCCCCAACAUUGAAAGAGAAUUUCUUUAAUUACCAGCAAUCUUCCCCUGCAGGUGAUGUUAUACCCUUUAUUUGGGCAUAAUUUACAUAACAUAAUUUUGGCCAUAACCUAUAACAGCAAUGGCAAGCCUAUGGCACUCAUACCACAGCUGGCAUGUAGAGCCCUCCCUGUGGGCACACGAGCCAUAAGUCGCCAUCGAGGAAUAAUUACCCAUCCUCCGAACCUGCAGAGGUUUUCUGGAGCCUUGAUAGAAGUGGCCCUGUUACCAGAGGCAGUAACUUUGAGGCUUUCCUGAUCACUUAUAGAUAGAAGAUAUAUAGUUACUGAGACAAUUUCUGUGUGUGGAUAAGGAUGCAACAUCUUUCUUACUUUCCUUCUUCCUUUUUUGCUAACCUUGGUUCAUUAUGAUAAUAUACAGUACUACAAUAGAAUUGUAAUUCUGUGGGCAAAAGGACACUAUAAAUGUUAAUUUCUAAUCUAAAAUGCUUUUAAACUUGGUUUGCAUGUGAAAAUACAGUGCUUUUAUAAAGUUAA
Molecule: messenger RNA, 3210 nt
Organism: Pogona vitticeps (central bearded dragon)
Lineage: Eukaryota; Metazoa; Chordata; Lepidosauria; Squamata; Agamidae
Gene: PCGF6
Product: polycomb group ring finger 6
Source: RefSeq, a predicted model, not a curated record